Molecule: messenger RNA, 1541 nt
Organism: Tachyglossus aculeatus (Australian echidna)
Lineage: Eukaryota; Metazoa; Chordata; Mammalia; Monotremata; Tachyglossidae
Gene: SPCS2
Product: signal peptidase complex subunit 2
Exons: 5
Coding region: 116-748 (210 amino acids)
Biological process (GO): protein targeting to ER
Cellular component (GO): signal peptidase complex; membrane
Source: RefSeq, a predicted model, not a curated record
CCCGGCAGCCCCCGCUCGCGCCUGCGCCUCACGAAGGCGGGAAAGCCCCGGCCCGUUGGGCGCCGACCAAUGCGGCGAGGACAAGUCUGAGGAGGGAGGCCCGGGGCAGCGCAAGAUGGCGGCGGCGCAGGCGGCCCAGGGCUCACGGGCAGGGCUGGGCAAGAAUGGGCUGCUGGAGAAGUGGAAGAUCGACGACAAACCCGUCAAAAUCGACAAGUGGGAUGGCUCCGCUGUGAAGAACUCCCUGGAUGAUUCGGCCAAAAAGAUCCUUCUGGAGAAGUACAAGUACGUGGAGAACUUCUGUCUGAUCGACGGCCGCCUCAUCAUCUGCACAAUCUCCUGCCUCUUUGCCAUGGUGGCUUUGGUUUGGGAUUAUCUUCACCCCUUCCCGGAGUCCAAGCCGGUCCUGGCUUUCUGUGUCAUAUCCUAUUUUGUGAUGAUGGGAAUCCUGACCAUCUAUACCUCCUACAAGGAGAAGAGCAUCUUCCUCGUGGCCCACCGCAAAGAUCCAGCUGGCAUGGACCCCGACGACAUCUGGCAGCUCUCUUCCAGCCUCAAACGGUUCGAUGACAAAUACACCCUGAAGCUGACCUUUAUCAGUGGCAAAACCUGGCAGCAGCGGGAAGCGGAGUUCACCAAGUCCAUCGCCGCCUUCUUCGACGACAGUGGCAUGUUAGUAAUGGAGACUUACGAGCCCGAAAUCUCCAAGCUCCACGACAGCCUGGCCACGGAAAGGAAGAUCAAAUAGGCAUCCCGCCCCCCCCUCCUCGGCUGGGAUCGUGCUCCAUAAAAAUGAAUGAAACGGCACUCCCUCCCCCCCUUCCCAAAAGGAAAAAGGAGAAAAAAAAAAAAAAAGGGCCCCAAUAAAGCAAAGUAAGGAAUGUUAAUGUCUCUUGUUUUGUCCUGGCUGUCGGUUCUCUUCUGGAGAAGCUGGAUUUCCUCCGGGCGGGUCGGAGUUGUCCAUCUUGGCCCGUUGUUUUAGUGCUUUAAAGGCCCGCGUGGAUUCCCUCGGGGUUUUGGGAUCAGGUCAGGCCUCCGACCCGCCAAAAAAUCCGGGAAGAAGCUUCUGCCUGGAGCUGAAUAGACACCCUCCUUUAUACCUCCUCGCAACGCUUUUCUCUGAAAUAACUUUGUGCCCGAGCCCCGUCCGGGGAACCCUCUUUAAAUGUGGACGCUUUGCCCGUUUCAUCGUAUUCCCUGAAUCCCUUUUAUUUUUAGGACCAUUUCUGGUCGCUCCGCCCUGCAGAACCCUUAAAGUCCAUGUCGACGGGGGUCCCUCAAAGGCGGUUCCUCAAUUCCCGAAUUUAUUUGGAUGGGUUUUUUUUUUAAUUUUCUUGAAAAUAGACUCGAAAUGGGAGGUUGUGCUGUCCAUGUCGAGCUUUGAGCUCUGGGCCAGGAGAUAAAGUAAUAGCUUUUUGGUAGGCUCUGUAUGUUCUCCACGUUCUUCUCCCCGGGCGAAUUUCCACCGGUUUCUGUCCAGCGUGCCCCUCGUUAGCUGCCGUUUUCUACAUGAAUUUUUUUCAAUAAAAGCAUAGAAGUGA